This is a messenger RNA of Drosophila grimshawi, 2140 nucleotides long. RefSeq names its product dnaJ homolog subfamily A member 4 (gene Droj2). The coding region runs from base 241 to 1458 and encodes 405 amino acids. Gene Ontology annotation, molecular function: Hsp70 protein binding; ATP binding. The transcript has 3 exons. The record is from RefSeq and is a predicted model, not a curated record. Gene Ontology annotation, biological process: protein refolding; response to heat. Lineage: Eukaryota; Metazoa; Arthropoda; Insecta; Diptera; Drosophilidae. Gene Ontology annotation, cellular component: cytoplasm; cytosol.
UAAUUCACAUAUUCUCGAUCUUUCAUACAACAAGCGUGGCGGAUUCACACAGCAUUAGCAGGCUGCUGAAAAGAAUUCGAUUUAUAGAUAUACAAAUUUUAGAAAAGUGUAAUUCCUAGAAGCGUACCGAAAAAGUGUACAUAUAUACAUAUAUAUAUAUAGUUAUUUCAAUAGACACUAAUAACCUCGAACUUCUGCUAUCAAAGUUAAAAAACAAAUUAAAAAAAAGAGUAGAAAAAGAUGGUCAAAGAAACCGGGUACUAUGAUCUGCUGUGCGUGAAGCCGAAUGCAACGCCCGAGGAGCUGAAGAAGGCAUACAGAAAACUGGCACUCAAAUACCAUCCCGACAAGAAUCCCAAUGAGGGCGAGAAAUUCAAGGCCAUCUCGCAAGCGUACGAGGUGCUCUCCGAUGCGAACAAGCGUCAGGUGUACGACGAUGGCGGUGAGGCGGCCAUCAAGAAGGGUGGUGCCGAUUCCGGUGAUUUCCGGAAUCCGAUGGACUUCUUUGAGAAGUUCUUCGGUGCCGGUUUCGGUGGCGGCGGCAGCGGCAGCGGACGUCGUCGUGAACGACGCGGCAAAGAUGUCGUCCAUCAGAUGUCCGUGCAGCUGGAUGAGCUGUACAAUGGGGCAACCCGCAAGCUGCAGCUGCAGAAGAAUGUAAUCUGUGACAAGUGUGAGGGACGCGGCGGCAAGAAGGGCAGCAUCGAGAAGUGUGUCCAGUGCCGUGGCAAUGGCGUCGAGACGCGCAUCCAACAAAUUGCGCCCGGCAUCGUGCAACACAUCGAGCAGGUGUGCCGAAAAUGUUCCGGCACCGGUGAGACCAUACAGGACAAGGACCGUUGCAAGAACUGCAACGGACGGAAGACGGUGCGCGAGCGUAAGGUUCUCGAGGUUCACAUCGAGAAGGGCAUGCGGGAUGGCCAAAAGAUAGUAUUUACGGGCGAGGGCGAUCAUGAGCCUGAAUCUCAACCGGGUGAUAUCAUCAUAUUGUUGGACGAAAAGGAGCACUCGACGUUCGUGCACGCCGGCAUGGAUCUGAUGAUGAAGAUGCCAUUGCAGCUGGUAGAGGCGCUGUGCGGAUUCCAGCGCAUUGUCAAGACAAUGGAUGAUCGCGAUCUGCUGGUGUCCACACAGCCCGGCGAAGUUAUACGGCACGAGAUGACCAAGAGCAUCGCCGAUGAGGGCAUGCCCAUAUUCAAGAAUCCCAUGGAGAAGGGUACACUUAUCAUACAGUUUGAGGUUAUUUUCCCCGAUGUAAUCAAUCCAUCAGUUAUACCGACGCUCAAGCAGUGCCUGCCACCGGUGCCAGAGAUUGACAUUCCAAUUGAUGCGGAGUCCACCGUUUUGGAGGACUAUGAUCCCAAGCAGCGACGCCAGCAACACCAGCGAAUGGCGUACGAUGAGGACGAGGGUGGUUUCUCGGAUGGACCGCGCGUUCAGCAAUGCACAUCUAGUUAAGCGGACUACUAAACUUAACAACAACAAAACAGCAGCAACAACUAUAAUAAUCUACCACAACCAAGAAACAAAAAGCAACCCAACAACUACAACUACAACCAACCAAAAGCAACCCAUGCGACGAUAUUUGUAGUGGGUCCGCUCGCUCUGCAUAAUAAUAUUGUAACCUAAAUCAAAUCAGUCUAGAAACACACACACACUGCAUCUUAAAAUAAUAGCUCCCGAAACAAGAACUUUGUUAGCACACAGACACUCACAAACGAAGAAGAAAAACCAACACACACAACAAAGAUCGUAUCAUGAUUGAUAUGAGAAUGCAAAUUUAAAGUUAUACGGCUUUCGAUCGGAGCUGCUUUUCAGAUCACGAGAUAUGCAAACUAAGAAUAUUUUAGGUAUAUACAAAAUAAUACUUAUCAAAAUAUGCACUACAUUUUUAACGCGUGGUUCAUACAAAAAAAACAACUACAUAAGUACAUUGUUUAUUCCGGUUUAUGUUAAGUUGGAAGAGUUUUACCAAUGGUGGAGAGGAGGGGAAAACCAACCCUUCCCCGUUUGAAAAUGUUUAAAUCAGUUGCCACUAGAACCGCAUAAUUGAAAUGUCCGCGAGCGAGAACGCGUCUAGGAACAAGUUUAAGUUAUUUAAUUCCAGCCUAAAUAAAUAAAAGCGUUAGUUUAAAACGGA